AUGGUUUUGCUAAAUCCAAGAUUGAUUACCUUGUUAUUUUCUUUGUUGAUUCUUGUCCCACAUUUUUCAUAUUCCGAAGUCUCAAUUUCAGUGACUCCAAAAACCAUUCCAAAGUCAGGGGAUGAAGUCACGAUCAAAUGGUCCGGGGUUGAUUCCCCUACAAAGCUCGAUUGGCUCGGUAUUUACUCGCCGGCGAAUUCAUCCCACAAAGACUUCAUUGGCUACUUCUUCCUGUCUUCCUCACCCGGUUGGGAAUCUGGGUCGGGAUCCAUUUCUUUCCCUCUAAUCAAUUUGAGAUCUCCGUACCAGUUUAGGAUUUUCCGGUGGUAUGAGUCGGAAGUCAACACCAAACAUCACGAUCACGACCAAAAUCCUUUACCUGGGACGAAACAUUUGGUGGCUGAGUCGGAUGCAAUCGGGUUUGAACCGGGUCGCGGUCCUGAGCAGAUACACUUGGCUUAUACCGGUAAGGAAGAUGAGAUGCGGGUCAUGUUUGUGACUCCAGAUGGUAAAGAGAACUCUGUGAAAUAUGGGUUGAGCCAGGAGAAAUUGGAUCGGGUAGUAGGGACUCAGGUUGUGAAGUAUGAGAGGGAGGAUAUGUGUGAUUCUCCAGCCAAUGACAGCAUAGGGUGGAGGGACCCUGGAUUUAUUCAUGAUGGGGUUAUGAUUAAUCUGAUGAAAGGAAAGAGAUAUUUUUAUCAGGUUGGUAGUGAUUCUGGUGGCUGGAGCGUCAUCCACAGCUUCGUCUCACAAGAUCUAAAUUCAAACGAAACCGUAGCUUUCUUAUUUGGAGACAUGGGGACAGCAACACCAUACUCAACUUUUCAUCGCUCACAGCAGGAAAGUAUAGCUGUGAUUAAGUGGAUUAGUCGUGAUAUUGAAGCUCUGGGUGACAAGCCUGCCUUAAUUUCACAUAUUGGAGACAUAAGCUAUGCUAGAGGCUACUCAUGGUUGUGGGACAAUUUCUUUAAUCAGAUUGAACUGGUUGCCUCCCGGGUUCCUUAUCAUGUAUGCAUUGGUAACCAUGAAUAUGAUUGGCCUCUGCAGCCUUGGAGACCCGAGUGGUCCUAUGCAAUGUAUGGAAAAGAUGGCGGCGGCGAAUGUGGUGUACCUUACAGUCUCAGGUUCAACAUGCCUGGAAACUCUUCUGAAUCAACAGGAACACGUGCACCGGCCACUAGGAAUUUAUAUUAUUCUUUUGACUUGGGACCUGUACAUUUUGUAUAUUUUUCAACUGAAACAAAUUUUCUUCCUGGGAGUAAGCAGUAUGAGUUUCUGAAGGAGGACCUGGAAUCAGUUGAUAGGAAAAGGAUGCCUUAUGUUGUUGUCCAAGGACACAGGCCAAUGUACACUACCAGUUAUGAAACCAGAGAUGCCCCUCUUAGGAUGAGAAUGCUUGAGCACUUGGAACCUCUGCUUGUGAAUAACAACGUGACUCUUGCGCUUUGGGGACAUGUACAUAGAUAUGAAAGGUUUUGCCCAUUAAAUAAUUUCACUUGUGGAAGCUUAGGCAUGAAUGAACAGGAUUGGAAGGCUUACCCAGUUCAUGUCGUGAUUGGGAUGGCUGGCCAAGAUUGGCAACCUAUAUGGGAACCAAGACCAGACCACCUCGAGGUUCCUGUUUUCCCUCAGCCUGUUCGAUCUAUGUAUAGAGGAGGGGAAUUUGGUUACACCAGGCUUGUCGCUACCAGGGAGAAACUCAUCUUCUCCUAUAUAGGAAACCAUGAUGGAGAGGUGCAUGACUCUGUGGAAAUCAUGGCAUCAGGUCAAGUCAUCAAUGGUGAAGGUGUCAAUGGCAUUGUUAUGAGCAAAGCUGAAGUAGAAUCUUCUGGGAACAAAAAAAUUACAGAAUCAGCAUUCUAUUGGUAUGUAAAGGUGGGUAGUGUAUUAUUUCUUGGAGCUUUUAUUGGUUACGUUGUUGGGUUCGUAUCUCAUUCUAGGAGAGAUGCUGCAUCUGGUAGGAACUGGACGCCAGUUAAGAAUGAGGUUAUAUAG
Oldenlandia corymbosa var. corymbosa is the source of this 1995-nucleotide messenger RNA. The record is from the annotation of a GenBank genome assembly. NCBI's taxonomy places the organism in Eukaryota, Viridiplantae, Streptophyta, Magnoliopsida, Gentianales, Rubiaceae.